AUGCAGGCUGCAGGUUUAGAUGUUUGUGGGAACAUUGUGGGCCGAGGAGGAAACGAGAAGAACAGCGUUGGCAUGAACCAACACCACCACAGAGAGAUGGCAGCCACCAGAAGUGAUAGUGAGAACAAUCCAGGCAGCCAUAACCCACCAAACCACAACCCGCCCAAGAUCCUGCCAGUGUCGGGAAAACUGGAGCAGGCGAUGCAGAACAACUCAGGACUCGUUCGUCCCUCUGCCUUCAAGCCAGUGGUUCCCAAGAGCUUCCACUCCAUGCAGAACCUGGUGGGCCAGGCAGGAGGGGCUGGGAGCGAGGGCAAGACUGAGGCAAGGAGUGAAGGGUUCAGUGAGAGCAGAGGAGGCAGGAGAGGGAGGGACGGAGCAGGAGGGGAAUCAGGAGAGGUCCCAGAGGCCCUGCUCCUGGACCAGGACAGCCCAGUGAGGGUCAGCAGAAGUGAGGGUGGGGGAAAUGGGAAUGAAGUGGUUCAGGGAGGGAUGUCUGACUCAGGGAGGAACUCCCUGACCAGCCUGCCCACCUAUACAGGCUCGGGGUCUGGUUGUGGGCCCCCAGCAGUCCUGGGGCCUCUCAGUGCUUCUACCAGCCACAUCAACAGGUUGGGCAUGGUUGGGGCAGCUGCAGCCCUGGACAAGCUGGAAAAGCCUGGCUACCAGAACGGGCUCAGCGCCUCAGACAGUGGCCGGUCCUCCUCAGGAAAGAGCUCCUCGUCCUAUCAGAGACUGAGCCACCUGAGUGAUGCCCCAGCACCUCUACGCCCCUCCCCCUCAUCUGAUGACAUCAUCCAGGACCUAGAGGACCGCUUGUGGGAGAAAGAACAAGAGGUGCAACAUAUGCGCAGAAACUUGGACCAAAGUGAGGCAGCAAUCAUUCAGGUGUUUGAGGAGAAGCAACGUGUCUGGGAGCGACAGAUGGAUGAGCUGAGACAGAACUAUGCCUCGCGCCUUCAGCAGGUUACCCGUCGUGCUCAGCGCUCCCAGACUGCCCUGCAGGCCCAGAUAAGCCGUCUGUCCCAGGACAAGAGGAGGCUCCAGGAGGAGAUGGCAGCUCUGUUGGCCCAGAGAGAGGAGCUGGAGAGAAAGUGUCUGGAUUACAGGAAGGAGCAGGCUGACAUCUUGCCUCGUCUGGAGGAGACCAAGUGGGAGGUGUGUCAGAAGGCGGGAGAGAUCUCCCUGUUGAAGCAGCAGCUGAGGGAAAGUCAGGCUGAAGUCACCCAGCGAGCUGGAGAGAUGGUGGCCCUGAGAGGCCAGCUGAAAGAGCUCAAUGCCCAGCUAAGGGAGCGAGAGGAGACCAUGCUGGGCCUGAAGGACUCCUACAGUACCAAGAGUCUGGAGCUGGAGAAGUGUGAGGGAGAGCUGAGGAGGACUCUGUCAGAGGUGUCCAUCCUCAGAGAGAAGCUGGGUGUAUUUGAGGCAGAGGUGCUGAGUUUAAAACGGGCUCUGAGUGAGGCGAGCAGAGGAGCAGAAGUUGUCAUAAGCCCUAACUUAGCUGCUGCAGGGCUGUUGCCCCCCUGGGGAGUUGUCCACUGCCCACGUAACCCCACUGAUUCGUCAACCAACUCCCUCACCCCCACAUCUGACACCCUGUUGAGUCUUCAGAGUGAUGAAGCCAAAGCCCAGCGGCAGGAAGCUCAGAGACAGGAGAGGCAGCAACGUGAAGAAGCUCAAUGGCGUGAUGUGCAGCAGCGCCAAGAUGCCCACAUGCAGCAGGAAAUCCGAAUGCGUCAGGACGCCCAAAUCCGACCAGAGGCCCAACUCCGCCAGGAGGCUCAUCUCCGGCAUGAAGCCCAACUACGCCAAGAGGUUCAGCUCCGUCAGGAGGCCCAUCUUCGUCAGGAGGCCCAGCUCUGCCAUGAGGCCCAAAUGCGUCAAGAGGCCCAGCUACGUCAUGAGGCCCAACUCUGCCAAGAGGUACAGCUGCGUCAGGAUUCCCACCAGCCUCAGCGAGUCCAGGAGGGUCACUGGGAUGAGGCAGGGGAACUGCGCAGGCAACUAGAGCAGCUGCAGGCCGCAUUGCGCCUGGAACGGCAGCAACGAGAGCGUCAGGCACUCAACUUCGACCAGGAGCGACACACCUGGCAGGACGAGAAAGAACGGGUUUUGAAAUACCAGGCACAGCUGCAGCUCAGCUAUGUGGAAACUCUGCAGAAGAACCAAGCUUUGGAAAAACGCAUGAGCCAGUUGGGAGCCAAACCAAACACAACGUCCACCACCACCACUGUUACCACUACCACCACCACCUCCCCCACCUCUUCCAGUUCUCCACCACCAGCCCUCUCACCUCUCUCUCCUCAGCCCACACCCUCUCUAUCUGGCCCCAUCGCCCUCACCAUCUCCCCACCUUGUGAAGACCAGAAGGGCCCUCCUUCUCUCCACCAGCUUGCCCCUCCCUGGGCUGGACCCUCACGCCUGGAGAGGAUAGAGUCCACUGAGAUAUAGAGACAGCUCCAUGAAACCAAUUGUCCAGUUCAAUACACUCACAGUGUCAAUGCCUCUCACUCAAAAUCACUUCAGCAUACAGUUGAAAAACAUGUCAGUCUACAAUAGAAUAAAUCAGUGCAGUUUGACAUACUUUUCAAAGCAACUAUAUAUACUAAACAGCAACAAAAGCAGACUGCAAACAUUAUCAGUAACAAGCAGGUCAUCUGAACCAGAAGUUGAACUACAUUCAAUAUCAGUGAUUUUUCAACUUCUAAGCAGCCUUUCUCUCACUGGUUGCACACUACUACAUACUACAUAAUCAGUGCUCAUGAAAAGUGUGCCACACUGAUGGACGGGAGAAAAACAAAAUGUUAAAUGACAAUGUUUAGAUUACAGCACUCACACAGGGGGGCAUUUAAUGCCCAUGCUAGAAAAGGACCGAGACAAUCAGGGAUAUUGUCAGAAAUGAUCAACAAGAAUAUUAUGCUGUAUUUAUUCAUUGUAAGUCUGUGUCACUGGUAAUGUCAAAGUAGAACUAGUGGUCAGAGUGUGUGAUGUUAACGUUUUUUGGCCAGAGAGCGCCUUACUCCAUUCUUUCCCACGUGCAUAAGAGAAUAACUAAUGCUGGGAAUAGAUGAAAAAAAAAAAUCAUUGUGAUUAUCAUUUUCAGUGCUUUAAUUAUAAUAUCAGUAAACCAGUUACACAACAGUA
This is a messenger RNA of Micropterus dolomieu (smallmouth bass), 3144 nucleotides long. RefSeq names its product leucine zipper putative tumor suppressor 3-like. Lineage: Eukaryota; Metazoa; Chordata; Actinopteri; Centrarchiformes; Centrarchidae. The record is from RefSeq and is a predicted model, not a curated record. Gene Ontology annotation, biological process: regulation of dendritic spine morphogenesis. The coding region runs from base 1 to 2451 and encodes 816 amino acids. The transcript has 7 exons. Gene Ontology annotation, cellular component: dendritic spine.